Molecule: messenger RNA, 1330 nt
Organism: Alternaria rosae
Lineage: Eukaryota; Fungi; Ascomycota; Dothideomycetes; Pleosporales; Pleosporaceae
Product: class II aldolase and Adducin N-terminal domain-containing protein
Exons: 3
Coding region: 94-1062 (322 amino acids)
Cellular component (GO): cytoskeleton
Molecular function (GO): actin filament binding
Source: RefSeq, a predicted model, not a curated record
GUCAUCGAGCGCUUGAAGCAAGAACAGUACCAUUACACAACAUAUGCGUUCCGCCCUCCACGAUGCCGGAUACAUCAUCUACAUCUCUGCGAUAUGUCUGCCGGAUACUUUCCAAAACGGGAGAAGGUCGGUCUUGAGGACCUUUUCAAAGGCCUAGUCACUGCCUGUCACAUCCUCCACCACAAUGGUAUCUUCGAUGCUUAUGGCCAUAUCUCUGUCCGGUCGCCCGACAAUCCCGCGACGUUCUGGAUGCCUUGCAAUAUGCCGCCAGCGUUGGUCAGUUCGCAGGACGAUCUGGUCGAAUACAACGUCGAUGGCGCCGAAGCAGUCGAGAAGGACGUGAAGCCAGGUUAUCUAGAGCGACACGUCCACAGCGAGAUAUACAAGAGGUUUCCGGCCAUCAACAGUGUGGUGCAUAGCCAUGCUGGCGAUGUUUUGCCGUACUGUGUUAGCGGUGUGCCUCUAAAGAACACAAUACACAUGGCUGGCUUCUUGGGUACCAAUGUGCCAGUCUGGGAUGCCUCGAGCAGCUACCCUUCCGGUUCGAAGCACGAUCUGCUCGUUCGCGACAGCACGCUCGGCGCCUCUCUUGCAGCUGCAUUCAAACCAGCCACUUCGACUGGCUUCAUAUACUCUAAAGUACGCUCCGCUUUACCCUCGCAGCUCGGUGGUUCAUCUGCAGAGCCAAAAAUGGAACCCGAUCACGCUGUCGUCCUGCUACAAGGCCAUGGCUUCACAACCGUCGCGCAUGGCAUCGAGGAAGCUGUCUACCAAGCAAUAUAUACGAAAGAGGCAGCCAAGGCACAGACUACCGCUAUGACGGUCCUGAAUGCGCAUACAGGGUAUGCACUCGAGGGCAAGGUCGACGUUGAAGCCGGUGGCAAAAUCAAGUCGGGACACGCGAAGGUUGAGGGCGGCAAUCUAAAAUACCUGAGCGACAGGGAAUGCCAUGAUGCCUGGGAGUCACUUUCAGGCACUUUGACCAGACCUUGGGCGCUCUGGUGCCGACAAGUGGAAGUUGACCCGUUGUAUAGGAAUGAAUGCUUAGGCGGCGAUGAUUGAGCGAUCAUGGAACGACCAAAUUGUAUGACUGCUUUCGACAGUGUCACAGUUAGUAAUACUUUCCCCUUCUCUCUUAUUGUUCACGAGUGGCUCGUCUCCUGUGAAGGCUAGGCUCUCCACAAACCUUAUGCCGUAGAAUCUUAGCCCUCCCAAUUUGCGGGCAAUUUGCCGCGACACCCCUCUUAUUAAAAUUUCCAUCUCAACAUGAAACUUUUUUACCACGCUUCUAGCCGGUAAUUUCUGACAUUUCUUACCAUGUCAAUAGCAG